Messenger RNA from Monodelphis domestica (gray short-tailed opossum), 1714 nucleotides. It is a transcript of the gene SARS2, whose product is annotated as seryl-tRNA synthetase 2, mitochondrial. Lineage: Eukaryota; Metazoa; Chordata; Mammalia; Didelphimorphia; Didelphidae. Gene Ontology annotation, biological process: seryl-tRNA aminoacylation. The record is from RefSeq and is a predicted model, not a curated record. Gene Ontology annotation, molecular function: ATP binding; serine-tRNA ligase activity.
AUGGCGGCGUCCAUUGCGCGGCGAUGGCCAGGAUGGCUGCCCUGUCCCUUCCAAAGUGCUUGCCGCCCAUCCCGAGAGACGUCAAAGCUGGGAAGGGGGAGAACCCUCAGUAGCAACAGCGGGGUCCCAAACCGCACCCGGAAUCUUCUAUACGACCACGUGCGGGAGGGCUACAGCGCACGCCCCCAGCUGGACAUGGAGAGACUAUGCGCGCACCCGGAAGAAACGGCGCGCGCCUUGGAGCAUCGCAAGGGGGAGCUAAGACCUGCCGACCUGCCGGAGAUUAUUUCUACAUGGCAAUCCCUGGGAAAACUUAGGGAAGAGAUUCGAGCCCUGGAGGAGGAGAAGGCAAGUGUGGCCCAGCGGAUAAAAGCCCUUGUGGUCAGCCAGGACAAGGACUUGCUCGAGCAGGAUCCCACAUAUCGGGCCACUCGGGCCCAGGGAAAGUCCAUCCGGACACGCUUGACAGCCCUUUAUGCCAACGAGGCCCGUCUGGAAGAGCUUUUCUAUACUCGGGCGCUUCGACUCCCCAACCAGACACACCCUGAUGUGCCUGUUGGGGAUGAGAGCCAGGCCCGGGUCCUGGAGGUGGUUGGAGAGAAGCCAACCUUCUCCUUCCACCCCCGGGGCCACCUGGAGAUCGGGGAAAAGCUGGAUGUCAUCCGGCAGAAGCGGCUGUCUCACGUGUCUGGCCAGCGGUCCUACUACCUUCGAGGCCCCGGAGCCUUGCUGCAGCAUGGGCUGGUCAGCUUUACUCUCGGCAAACUCGUCCAAAGGGGCUUCACGGCCAUGACGGUCCCAGACAUGCUCCGAGGAGCUGUGUUUGAGGGCUGUGGGAUGAGCCCCAAUGCCAGCCCCUCUCAGAUUUACAACAUUGAUCCUUCCCGAUUCGAGGACCUCAGCCUGGCAGGGACCGCAGAGGUGGGGAUUGCAGGAUACUUCAUGGAUCACGCGGUGUCUUGGAAGGACCUGCCCCUCAGGGUAGUCUGUUCCAGCACCUGCUAUCGGGCAGAGACGCACACAGGGAAGGAGCCUUGGGGACUCUUCAGAGUCCAUCACUUCAGCAAGGUUGAGAUGUUCGGGCUGACGCAUUCAGGAACGGAACAUAGCUCAGGGCUGCUGGAGGAGUUUGUGUCGUUGCAGAAGGAGAUCCUGACAGAGCUGGGCCUGCACUUCCGGGUCUUGGACAUGCCCACCCAAGAGCUCGGCCGUCCUGCCUACCGCAAGUUUGACAUCGAGGCCUGGAUGCCGGGUCGAGGCUGCUUUGGGGAGGUCACCAGCGCCUCCAACUGCACGGAUUUUCAAAGCAGGCGGCUUCAUAUAAUGUAUGAGACAGAGGAUGGGGACUUGGAGCACGUGCAUACGGUCAACGGGACUGGCUGUGCAGUGCCUCGGGUCCUCAUCGCCCUCCUGGAAAGCAACCAGCAGAAGGAUGGCUCCGUUCUGGUGCCCGAAGUCCUCCAGCCCUACGUGGGCACUGACCGGAUCUCUGCCCCCAGACACACCCCCCUCAGAUACAUUGGGCCCAACCAGCCCCGGCCGCGCCAAUGAGCCCAGGGCACCGACAAGGGCUGCUGCUGAAGGUGGUUGUCCGAGGCCGUCUGCGCCGGGCUGGGCUCCCUGGGCAGGACGCUGGCACUGGCUGGCGGGUGGGGGCGACAGAUGCCAGGCUAUGCUACCUCCUUUUGGCACAAUAAACUGCAGUGUGGCCACA